Molecule: messenger RNA, 1311 nt
Organism: Chanos chanos (milkfish)
Lineage: Eukaryota; Metazoa; Chordata; Actinopteri; Gonorynchiformes; Chanidae
Gene: trip13
Product: thyroid hormone receptor interactor 13
Exons: 13
Coding region: 1-1311 (436 amino acids)
Biological process (GO): meiotic recombination checkpoint signaling; reciprocal meiotic recombination
Cellular component (GO): chromosome; nucleus
Molecular function (GO): ATP hydrolysis activity; ATP binding
Source: RefSeq, a predicted model, not a curated record
AUGGACAUUGUUGGGGACCUUAAAAAAAGCCCCAACAAAAAUCCUGCUGUCAAUGUCCACGUGGAAGUGCUUGUGAAAUCCAACAGCACGGCAAAGAGGACAGAGGUAAGGAUGUAUGUUCAUGCAUUGCUGAAUCGACACUCUGUGGUUUUGGGCCCCUACAAAUGGACUGAAUUUGAUGAGGACUUCCUGACCAAACAUGUGGAGUCGGUUGCCAUUGUGGACGUUGAACAUGAGGUACAUUACUUCUUACUUUUACAGUACCUCUCCCAACCCAUUGACCUGAAGAGCAGGAACCUCUGUAUCCAUAUAUUUACUCUGAACAAUGAUGGUCCUAGCACGCUUAACCUGGAGGAAGAUGAAGAGCUCUCUGCUGCCAACAGCUGGCUCUUACCAGCAGCUGAAUUUCAUGGUAUCUGGGAAAGCCUGGUUUAUGAUGGUGGUAUUAAAACUCAACUCUUGGAUUAUGUCACAACAACAAUUUUCUUCUCUGACAAAAAUGUUGACAGCAACCUUAUUGCAUGGAAUCGGGUGGUGUUACUCCAUGGGCCCCCAGGUACCGGGAAGACAUCCUUGUGUAAAGCACUCGCUCAGAAACUCUCCAUUCGAAUGUCAAACAGGUACUCUUAUGGUCAGUUUGUGGAAAUAAACAGUCACAGUCUCUUCUCCAAAUGGUUCUCAGAGAGUGGAAAACUUGUAACCAAGAUGUUCCAGAAAAUUCAACAGCUGAUUGAUGACAAAGAAGCUCUGGUCUUUGUCUUAAUUGAUGAGGUGGAGAGUCUCACAGCAGCGCGUAACGCUGCCUGUGCCGGCACUGAGCCGUCUGAUGCCAUCAGGGUGGUCAACUCAGUCCUCACUCAGCUGGACCAGAUCAAACGGCAUUCUAACGUGGUAAUCCUCACCACCUCCAACGUAACAGAGAAGAUUGAUCUGGCCUUUGUAGACCGAGCUGACAUAAAGCAGUACAUCGGCCCCCCGUCAGUGGACGGCAUCUUCAACAUCUACCUGUCCUGUCUUGAGGAGCUCAUGAAGUGUCAGAUCGUUUACCCAAGACAGCAGCUCUUCACUAUGUUUGAGCUGGAGACCAUGGGCUACGUGGAAAGCGACGUGUCUUUCUUCAGCCUCGUUCUUCGGGACAUCGCUGAGAAGAGCAAAGGUCUAAGUGGACGAGUACUGAGGAAACUUCCUUUUUUGGCCCAUGCACUGUUUGUGAAGACGCCCACGGUGACUCUUGAGAAAUUCUUGAAUGCCAUGGACCGAGCGGUCGACAAACAGCUUGAGGAGAAGGCGAACUUGGUCAACUGCGUUUGA